Molecule: messenger RNA, 1238 nt
Organism: Suillus plorans
Lineage: Eukaryota; Fungi; Basidiomycota; Agaricomycetes; Boletales; Suillaceae
Product: HAD-like domain-containing protein
Exons: 8
Coding region: 66-800 (244 amino acids)
Molecular function (GO): sugar-phosphatase activity; beta-phosphoglucomutase activity
Source: RefSeq, a predicted model, not a curated record
UCUAAUUAUCUUAUCUUCGUGUCUAGUAUCUACCAUACUCGUCCCAGCUGUCGACUCAGACUACCAUGGCGUUGCCUGAGCAGAUCGUUACUGUCGAUGCUAUCCUUUUCGAUCUGGAUGGGACCCUCAUAGAUUCCACUCCUGGCGUCAUUUCAGCCUGGAAAACAUUCGCGGAUGAAUACAAACUUGGAUCGCAUCUUCCUAUCGUACAGAAAACUCAUGGACGGAGACUUGCUGAUACCCUGAGGGACGAGACUAUAUGCAAUAUCCAGGACACAAAACUUUUGGAUAGCGAAAUUGUGCGCUUCGAGGACUUGGUGAUCCAGGGUAGCCCAGUGGCUCUUGAAGGAGCUAUCGAGUUCUUGGCUCAGCUGGACUCACACCAUGACAUGCGCACUAGGUGGACAAUUGUCACAUCAGCUUCGAGGUACUAUGCAACUCAGUGCAUACCGAAGUGCGAAAUUCCGGUGCCUGCGUCAGGGUUUGUGACGGCAGAUGAUGUUAGCGAAGGAAAGCCAAAGCCCGCACCGUAUCUUGAAGGAGCAAAGAAACUUGGGAUUGAUGUGACUAAGUGUCUUGUUAUUGAGGAUGCACCGUCCGGGGUGCAAGCAGGAAAUAGUGCCGGUGCAAAGACGCUCGCAGUUUGUACCUCCCACAAACGUGAAGACUUUGAGAACUGUUCGGAGGAAAUCAAGCGCCCCACGUAUAUCAUUGAUGAUCUGACUAGAGUACGCGUGAAUUGGGAGAACAGCAAGAUUCGGCUUACGAUCGAUACCCGUAGAGGACCUGAUUCGGAUUAACAAUUUUAUAGUCAGAAAUCCACAACUCCCACGCAGUGGUGGUUUCAGGAUUCCUUAGGCUCUGAGGCAUGAUAAAAUUCAAAACAGGAGGGUACUCACCAAUGUCAAAAGCUGCCUCAUCGUAACGAACAAGCGGUUGGCUUUCACAGAGUUGACUCUGGUAAAAGAAAUACCCGGUAUAUUUAAGCUGCCACCGCUUCAAGCUGCAAUGGCACUUACAGCUUACAGGCUCUUCUUCUGCUGAUGCUUCAUAAUUAAUCCAGGUACUCACUAGCCUAUGACGAUAUCGGGUGCACGGGGAAUCGGCAAUUGACAGAUAUCGAAUUAGCUUGAGUAUGGCUGCAAGAAAUAAUAUUUAAGCUAUGAGCUCGUUUCAGAGAGUAUAUGAAGCAAGAUCAAAGCCACUAGCAUGAGACUUGGGCUCGACCUUCUUUGUUU